Molecule: messenger RNA, 2058 nt
Organism: Malus domestica (apple)
Lineage: Eukaryota; Viridiplantae; Streptophyta; Magnoliopsida; Rosales; Rosaceae
Source: RefSeq, a predicted model, not a curated record
AUGGAGAAUGGUAAACUAGCUCGGUUUACAUAUGGUGGUUUAUGCGUCGUUAGUUCUAUUUCAUCAUCUUCUACCUUCAAUCAGAUUUGCAUUGAUCUUUGUUCUAGGUUUAAGGGUUUGAGAGUUGGUUGUUUUGAGUUGCGAUAUGGUUUGAAUGAAAAUCCUAAUUGCGUGUUAGAUUGUGAUGCUGAUGUUCUGAACAUGCCGAUGGUUCUUAAUGUUGUUGGGAAAUCGAUUGUAGAAAUAUUGGUUAUAGAUAAAUGUGAUGGAAAGUAUGGUUCUUAUGGUGUGCACAAUUAUAUGUCAUGUGAAUGGGACAAUUACAUAGAAUCUGAGGGGCAAGUCUUUAGGGGAGGUUGUGUUGAUUUCCGAGAUAAGUUGAAGAAGUUUUCUGUUGAAUGUGGUUUUGAUUUGAAGUAUUUGAAGAAUGAUAAGAAUCGCAUUAGUGCAAAGUGUUCUAGGAAGGAAUCUGAUGGCUGUCUUUGGCGUGUGUAUGCAUCCAAGUGUGAUAUUAAUAACUUUUUUAUUAUUCGGAAGUUGCAUAAUCUGCAUACAUGCAAGGGUAUGAUUCGAAAGAAGAAAAACAAAGUUGUUGGCCGACAAUUUGUUGCUUCUCUCAUCAAGGAUAAGGUUCAGUCAAAUCCUCUUAUUAAACCGAAGGAGAUCAUUUCAAAUUUAAAACAGUUUUAUGGAUUAGAUAUCGAUUAUUCUACUGCCUAUUUUGGCAAACAGAGGGCAGUUUUUGAGUUAAAUGGUGUUGAUGUUGAUGCUUACAAGUUCUUGCCUCGGUAUGUUGAAUCUGCUCGUUCAAGCAAUCCUGGAUCUGUUUUUGAGCUUGAAGUUGUAUCGGAGAGCAAUAGAUUUCUUCGUUUGCUUAUUGCUUAUGAUGCAUGGAUAAAAGGGUUCAUGUUUUGUUGCCCGAUGUUAUUCAUUGAUAGUACUUUUAUCAAGAGCAAAUACAAGGGAACACUUGUGUCUUGCUGUGCAAAAAAUGGUAACGAUGAGAUUUUUGAGCUUGCUUAUGCUAUUGUUGAUUCAGAAACGAUAGCAAAUUGGAGAUGGUUCUUGGCAAUAUUAUCUGGUAUAUUGAGGCCUCAAAGGAGGGUGAUCACAUUUAUGUCAGAUAGACAUGAUGGUAUUUUGAAGAGCAUUCGAGAAUUCUUUCCCGAGUGUCCACAUUCAUUUUGUAUUGUUCAUUUGAAACAGAAUGUGAGUACUUUAUUUCCAAAGGCUGCUGGUGAAAGACUAAAGAAGAAAAUGAUGAAUCUAUUGGCAAAUUGUGCGUACGCAUGUACCCCAUCUGAUUUUGAUGAUUGCAUGGCUGAAUUCAAGGAUAAUGGGCAAGGGCAUGUGAAGAAUUUUUUGUGUGAUUUGCCAAAAGAGAACUAUGUUAUUGCCCAUUUUCCUGGUAAGAGAUGGGGAUCGAUGAGCAAUGCACUUUCAGAAUCUUUUAACGCCAUGGUGUCGAAUAGUCGUUGUAUGCCACUUAUGGAUCUUCUUGAAGACAUUAGAGUUCGGUUGAUGGGUAGUAUGGCUGAGAAAAGAAUAUUUGGUCAGAAUAUUCAUACGAUUUUGUGUCCAAAGAAAGAAAAUGAGAUGAAGUUGAUGUUGAAGGAGGGCAUGCAUUGGAGGAUUAGUCGUUCUGAUGCGGAUGUUUUUGAAGUUAAGACAGAGUGGAAUCGGUGUUGCAACAUGAUAAUCGUGAUGUUUUUUUAUUACGUUGAUGAUUACUGGAAAGCAAGUUUUUAUCGGAAAACAUAUCAAUUUGUCAUGCAUCCAUUUUCAGAUUUGGAAAAAUCGAAUGUUGAUACUAUCAUAAAUGGUGUGAGGCCUCCAAUUACAAAGAUUCCGUCUGGAAGACCAAAGAAAACUAGGAUCAAAUCUACUGGGGAAAUCAGUGGGAGUAAGAAGAUUGUCACUUGCAGUAGGUGUGGUUGUUCGGGACAUAACAAGGUUCUGUCUUCUUUGACUUGGAAUUCAAAGUCACUUUUGAUGGAAUUCAAAGUCACUUUUGGUUGUGCAUUUUUGCUUACCACUAUUUCUGCAUUUUCCCAGUAG